CGCACAAAACACGAAGUGGCGCUUCCCGGACCAUUACACAACAGCAAACUAAUCUAUCCCCUCCCCUGCCUUUGUUGCUUGCGCCUUAUUACGGGAACAUAAAAUAAGAAGAGUGCCUCACCAUGUCACCACCACAGCCUCCCCCGAAGGAGGUCAAUGUCUCUGAGGAGGUUCAACAUGGCAGCGCCUGGGAACGCAGCACUAGAAUGCCUGGUGACAUGGUCGUGGGCGAGACAAGCACCACUGAGGACGACAGCGACCACACGGGCAAAACCAAUGUCAACCGCUGGCUAGCUCUGACUGCUCUGGCCUUUAUGUGGACGAGCGCCCAGGCUCCCCUGUACUUGUUUGCCGGUGCUCCAGUAUACAUUUACCGUGACCUCGGCGGUCUCAGCUACUGGGUGUGGUUCAUUACUGCCCACCUCCUUGCCACCGCUGCCAUCGCCCCCUUCGUUGGCGCUCUCUCGGAUCUCGUGGGCCGCCGCUAUGUCGCCAUCAUCGGAAGUGCCAUCAUCAUCUUCGGUCAGAUCAUUUGCGGCGCUUCAAUCGACAUGGCUAUGUUCAUCGCUGGCAUGGGUCUCACGGGCAUCGGUACUGGCAUCAACGAGCUCACGGCCCUGGCCGGCACCGCCGAGCUGGUGCCGCUGUCUCACCGUGGUUACUACAUCGCUGGCAUGGUGCUGACCGUUCUCCCGUUUAUGCCGUCUGCCAUGUAUGCCCAGCUGAUUGCGGCCUACUCGAACUGGCGCUACAUCUCGAUCGUGACGACGGGCUGGGCGUUUGCCGGCAUCGUCUUGACGAUUCUCUUCUACUUCCCCCCGCCCCGUGCUCGCGUCCAGGGCUGGAGGGAGAAGAUGGCUCUGCUGAAGCGGACUGACUUCAUGGGCGGGUUCCUGUCUAUUGUCGGGCUGGCCCUGUUUGAGGUCGGCAUCCUCGCAGGCGGAUACCAGUUUCCGUGGACGAGCGCCCGCACCUUGGCUCCUCUGAUCAUCGGCAUCUGCGCCAUCGCCGCGUUUGUGGCCUGGCAGCUCUGGGGCACCGCCAAUCCGAUGGUCCCCCGCAACCUCAGCAAGGCGCCCCGGACGCUGGCUCUCACCAUGAUCAUCACCUUCAUCUCAGGCGCCAACUUCUUCUCGGUGCUGCUUCUCUGGCCCCCUGAGGCUUACAACGUCUACGGCCACGAGCCCGUCGGUGUCGGCCUCCGUGGCCUCCCCUUCGCCUUCGGCGUCUUCACAGGCUGCAUCGUCUCGCUCGUGCUCCUCUCGCGCUUCCGCGGCGGCCAAAUCCGGUACCUGAUCCUCGGCGCCUCCGUACUCAUGACAGUCGGGUGCGGCUGCAUGGCGCUCGCGACGCCGCACAACAUGCACGCCGUGUACGGGAUCCUAUUCGUCGCCGGCACGGGCGUGGGCGGGAUCACGAUCCCGGUAUCCACCGUCGCCACCAUCGUCUGCGCGGGCGACGUGAUCGCGACGGUGACGGCGCUGACCAUCGCGGUGCGCAUCGUGGGCGGCGCCGUCGGCUACGCCGUCUACCUCAACGUCUUCGUGCAGCGGCUCGUGCCCGAGCUGGGCGCGCUCGUCGGCGCCGCCUGCGCCCGCGCCGGCGUCACCGACCCCGUCGUCGUUCGCGAGAUCAUCGAGCUGACCGCGGCCUCGCUCGUCAAGGAGAUCCGCGGCCUGCCGGGGGUCAGCGACGCGGCGUGGCUGGCUAUCGUCGCCGCCGGCCAGCAGGCGUACGCCAACGCCUACCCCUGGGUGUACUACUGCAGUGCCGUCUUUGGCGGUGCCGCGGUUGUUGCUAGCCUGUUUCUGGGCGAUAUCUCCGAGAUGGUGGAUGACACCGUCACCGCCGCCAUGUGAGCGCCACGGUCCUGUGGUUGACAAAGAGGGAGGAGUUUUUGCGACCACAGGGCUGAGGCGAGGCGUGGACACGGUCAUCGGUGAGGGUGAUCGGCUGUCGAGGAGAGUGGAACGGAGGGAGACAGCGGGUGGCUGUGUGGAUAGACGGGAGGCGCGUUUGCCGGUUAGAUUUGCUUGCACACAUGGCUGGGAGGGGGGUGGAAGU
This is a messenger RNA of Chaetomium fimeti, 2064 nucleotides long. Its product is annotated as major facilitator superfamily domain-containing protein. Gene Ontology annotation, molecular function: transmembrane transporter activity. Gene Ontology annotation, cellular component: plasma membrane. The transcript is spliced from 7 exons. NCBI's taxonomy places the organism in Eukaryota, Fungi, Ascomycota, Sordariomycetes, Sordariales, Chaetomiaceae. The record is from RefSeq and is a predicted model, not a curated record. Bases 123 to 1859 code for a protein of 578 amino acids. Gene Ontology annotation, biological process: transmembrane transport.